CAGUGUUACGAGCGUCUCUCCGCAGUAAAAAGUCUAUGCGAGUGUGCGUCUGAGUGUCAGGACUCCGGGUAAAUCUAAAUUCAGUGCCGCGGAUCUUGUGCUUGCGUACAUUCGGACGGAUAGUCCCACUUCUAAGGGUCCGUUCAGAAUGAAACAGUUUCGUGGAGCUGGACUUGGGCUUCUUAUCUUCGUCCUCGGUUUCUGCAGUGCCCUUGCAAAGUCCCGGCAUAACCGCGAUGGCAGCGCGACCUACGCGGAGGACGAAGAGGACCACUUUCUGGGCACUGAGCUCGCCAAUGGUCAAGACAGCGAGGAUGCGCUCGCCCCUAAAGCCCUGCCAUUGGAUUUUGACCUCUGUGAAACCAUGAUAUGCGGCAGGGGGAGGCAGUGCGAAGUGAACAAGCAUGGUGAGGCGACGUGUAUUUGCCAGAAGUUCUGCAAGAAGAGGAAAAAGCCGGUCUGCGGAUCAGAUGGAAACUACUACAUAAACCACUGUGAGCUCCACCGUGCUGCGUGCAUGGCAGGGAAGCCUAUUACUAUUGAUCACAAAGGAGUUUGCAACAAGAAAAAGGGCUCCUCCGAGCGUGAAACAACGACUGAAAGGCAAGAACUGACAACACCAGUGACAGAGCAGAAGCUAGAAAGGACGGAGGUUCCGGCAUCAUGGACUAAUGUUCCUACCCCUGAUGCCCGCGUUACGACUACAACAGAACCUGAUGAUUCAACACAACAAGAAUGCACGCAGCAAGAAUAUGACUUCAUGAAGGAGAACCUCCUCUUGUACAACAGUGCAAAGAUGACAGACAGUAAGAAGACAGGGAACGAGUACUUGGUUAGCCUGAUGUUCUCCCACUAUGACCACAACAACAAUGGCCUGUUAGAAGCCGAAGAGCUGUGGAAGGCAGGGGAAGAGGAUCAUCUCGGCCAGCUGUCUACUGUGUGCAUCUUGGCAGACAUGCUGCUCUUUGACGACGCCAACCAUGAUGGCCGCUUGAACAUCAAUGAGUUCUAUCUUGCCUUUAGUAAGUUAUACAGCGUUUCAGUGGUAUCAUUAGACAAAUCACUUGAAGUAAACCAUGUUACUGCACGUGUGGGCGAUAAUGUUGAAAUAAAGUGUGAUGUUACUGGAACACCACCACCCCCAAUAGUGUGGCGCAGGAAUAACAUGGAUCUGUCGACAUUGAGCGAGGAUGAAAUCAAGGUCUUUGUGGACGGAUCCCUCUACCUUACAAAUGUGCAACUCGUUCACUCAGGAAACUACACAUGUCACGCACAACGAAACCGUGAUGUGACGCAGACACACAUUCUUCAUGUUCAGACCAUGCCAGAGGUCCAUGUCAUACCAAAGUUACAGUCACGGGCUCCAGGAGAGCUGGCCGAAAUGGAAUGCCAUGUCAUUGGCGUUCCCACUCCUAGGGUCACAUGGCUUAAAAACGACGAAGGUUUGAAGAUGGCUACAGACAAGUACACCAUAGUUGGCAAUGGCACAGCACUGAUGGUGGGCAAGAUUACAUACAGUGACACAGGGGCAUACAUGUGCGUAGCAUCUAACCCUGCAGGGUCUACCAGGGACAUUAGUUCUCUCGUGGUGCAGGACCAGCCAACACCAACUGCACCUUCGGAGGAGCGACGUUUCUUUGCCUUCCACGACUGGGGCGUGGCUGUGUACGAUCCAGACAACUGCCGACUCUAUCACCAAAUUCAAAGUGUGGAUAUUAUUCCGGGCACACAGGAGUACGUAUGCGGAGAUCGCGGCACCAACUGCUCGUGGGGACGGGCCAUCAACGUAGCCGACCGUUAUGUUUACGUAUCACAACCCACAAAGGGCAGGGUGCUCGUCAUCUCGAGGAUACAAAUGGUGGUCGUGGAUGUUGUUGUGACAGACAAGUACCCCGUUGACCUGCACUAUGUGCCUCAUUUAGACCAAGUGUGGGUGUUGUGUUGGAGAGGCCCUGUGGAUAGGGGCACUAAGACAAUCCAAAUAAUACGUGAUGCCAGCCAGAAGAAGAAGCACCACACUGUACAUCCAGAACCAGUUGAUGGACACUUUGACCUUGUGAGUGGGUUGUUCAUCCCUCCUUCUCAAGACCUCGGGUACCCAUGGAAGUAUGGCUACGUGGUUCACACAAAUCAAAGGGGAAUGUAUAAGAUGGACUUGCGUGCCAUGAAGUACAUCAAGACUGUGGACCUAACACCCUACAACUGUGCUCCAAAGAGUGCAGACUUUGCGUCUCUAGGAGGAUAUGUAAUUCUUGAGUGCCUGGAACCCAUUACGCAACGUCCGAUGGGACAGAUACUGUUGGACUACCUUACAGACACGGUGUUGUCGCACAAGACAAACUUGUUUGGUCGACCCCACGUCUCACCCGAUUCAAAGCAUGUGAUCACGCUUCAGAGCAGCAACAACAGUGUCAUAAUUGUUGCCCAGGAAGUCACUGAAGAAGGCCUCAAGUUUCUAUUUGACGUGAAAACAACUCUACAAAUAAGUGAUGUCACAUUUUUCACAUCACGAACAAGCCACAGCUACGAUCUGUAUGCGAGUUCUUCAAACAAGGAAGAUAUCUUGCUGGUGAAUCUGCAAGAUGGCAAAGUGGAAAUGAUCACUGGCAUAGGUCGGGCGAUCGAUCCCCUGGUGGCGCAGUGGGGAAACACCAACCGACCCAUCACCAGUGCGGGCGUGUUUGGCACUUACAUGGUCACGACAGCCAACGAAGCCAUCUUUGUUGUAAACGGGAAGACGCGAACCGUAAAUUGCGAGAUUGGGAAUAUCGUCCAUCCAAGAAUGAUGGUUUGGGUUCGAUCACCAUAACCUCCAUUACAGGAGCUGUGGAAACAAUUUAAUUUCAUUAAUAGUUCCUGCAGUGCAAAUUGUAUAAACAGAGAAUACCAAAAGAAAUUGAGAAUUCUUGAGGUGGGACAUAGAGCCAAUAUACUCUGCAAUGGAUUAAUUCAAGUUUAGUGUACGUGAAAGACUUUUCAACCAAUACAUGCAGUAUGAUACAGGUGAAGUAGCUUGAGGCUUGUGCUAUGUACAAGUUUGAUGCAAAAUAGGCUAUUCAAAAUUUAUAUUUUCUGUUCCACCAUUAACGAGAGACUGAAGAACAAUGGCUGUGAAUUGCUUCCACUUUAGCAGCGUAGAACGUGAAGAGGCACAAUGAUUUGUUACACAAAGUCUGCGGAAGGCAAGGACACUGCUACGUGUAAUGGUACUUAGCAAGACACCAACCUCCAUCUGUGAGGUUAAAAGUGCAACAGCUAAACUAGAUAGGUGACAUGGCCUGCGUGCAGCACAGGGCAUAAUUUGCUGCAUCUCUAUGUCUAAUUAAUUAGUUUCUUUUCUAUGGCGAGCAUGGAAAGUACGGGACAGCGACAGGUCUGGAUUUUUCAUUGCAGAUAUGUAUGAGUGUUGUUCACUAAUACUCACCCAGGCCACAAAUCCGAAACAGUGAGUUCUACAAUGUGACGUAUAGUUUAUGUGCAGGGCAAUUGAGAAUAUUUUAUCUCCUGCUGUGUUGAUCUCUGCGAUACUAACCAAGUUGGAGCAUUAUUUUCAAAAUAUAUUUUAGCUCUGUUUGCAAAAUGCACAGUCAACCUUUGUGGUCACAUGGCAGAAAAGGUAUCAGAUCUGCAUGAUGCAGGUAUCACAAAUGGAUCAAUAUAUGCACAUGCUUAACGUAUAGACGUGAGGUUUGUACACAGGAAAUUGAAAGAGCAAUCGAAUUUUUCAAGCCAGUUGUAAAUUCUUCACGUUUGUUUCUGCAUACGUUGGUCCUAAGUAUGACGGAAGCAUUCCAGAACUAAAAAAAAAUGUUGUACAUUGACUGUGGUGUUUAUGCCUUCACAAAAAGAAAAAGUUUUGUUGCUUGGUAGCGGUUCUGACACAAACACUUUUUUUAAUUUUUUUAUUACGAGUAUUUCAGCACAUAGUGUUGGGAUUCCCAGCUUGUGUCGUACCAUGAGGUCGUUGUCUUUUAUUAUAUUUUGUGCAGCACAUAUUGCCAUGCUAGUUUUGUUACAUUUGCUUUUAUGUACCAACUGUAAAUAUACAUAUUUCUAGUCUUUGUUGUAUCAGUGUUGUUGGCAAAUGAGCAAAGUGAGCGGGAGUAGUAUGUACAGGACACUUUCCAAAGGUCUUCGUACCCUAUCUCUAAAUGUGUUUACGAAAGUACAUGUCAUGCAUCUUACCCUCUCCUAUUUGAUUUUCUCAUGGAAAAGCAUAAAUCCAACAGUGAACACAAUUUCAUGAUUGUUAAGGAAAAUUCUGUAGCAGUGUAGUAGCUUUAGUCCUACACCUGUUGUAAAACCUCUGAAAAUUGACAAGUGUUCAGUUUACAGGUGAGAUGUUACUCAUUUCUGUCUUUGUGCUGCGGUGUCAAGCACACGCCAAUGCACGUUGAAGGUCUCAAAAUAAUGGUAUUGAAGUUGAACAAUAGAUGAUAGCUACUCGUCUCCCAUUAAUCUUGCAUACCGAUCUAGCCUCCUAGCGGAACAAUACUUAAGUCAUAUUUUUUACAUGCCCUUUAUAUAUCGUCUCAAUAUUUCUUUGUUUAUAUCUGUGUUCACUUCAUUCACAUUCCAAGUGAUCAUCAGACAUUUACGAACUUGUAUUGCACUACCACCAUGGUAUUAAAAGGCACAGCCUGUGCCUGACAUCGUGGAACUGUGUAGGUGGUGCACUGAUUGUGACAAAAACUGCUAUUUGAAGCUUGUUUACAAUUUGUUCAGCAAACUGCUCCUUACUUUGAUCAUACAGCUAUGCAGCAUCAACGGUACCUUAGGGUCAAAUGUAGGUUCCACAGUUUAGGUUGCUGUUUUACUGUUUCGGGAUUCACUCUGAACUUUCUCAAUGAAACGUUUGAACAGCAGACUCCAUCAUUUUGUGUACAGUUCUUGUGCCAUCAUGAGCGGUCUUCUGAUGUAAGGGUAGUGACGCGGUCCGUGAGGGCUGCCAUUUGUUAUUCUGGGUCAUCUUCUUCACAGUGCGUGUUGCUCUGUAAGUAGAAUCGUGUGUCUGAUGUCUGCCUGCUGAUGCAAGGAGGCAGCCCUUUCAAGCAUGUGAAUGAAAAAAAAGAAAAAAAGAGGAAAAGGAGAAAGCAUUGCUGCAGCAGUCAGAUGUUUAGGAGUACACACUGCAAACUACUGUUGUAUACUUUGUGCAUACUUGAGUCAUUUUUUGUUUGUGUGUGCGUGUGUGGCUGUGGGUGUGUUUCCUUGUAGCGGCUAUGGCUGUUAUAUAUUUUUAUAGUAGUGCUUUCAUAAGCAUAACUUUAGACAAACAUAUUGUGAGGAACAGGUAUGAUGAACACGUGUAAUAUAGUACUUCACAGUGCGAAAAAAAAAAAAAACUAUUGGCCGCAUGCAGUUCGUGUUGCAGGAGAACGCACUUUAUUUGGUCCAGUCAUGCAGCAGUAUUGUUUGUGUUGCUGGUGCAUAAUGCACAUAAAAAGAUAUGCAGUGUGUUAUGUAGGUACACAUUUGUACACAUGAUAAAGCAAGCACUGUGCCAAAUGAAUUGAUUAAAAUUAUGGAGGAAGCGAGAAAAUAUGUUGUGCUAAAAGGUACCUUAUGCUUCAUUACUUUUUAUCAACCUAGCAGAACACCACCGUAGAAGCACCAUUAUCUUCGUAUGGUAAGGUAAACAUAAAUAUCUUCUGAGAUCGGUGGCAUCCUCUUGGUGAGCGGUCUGCCUGCCGAUAUGGCUUCUGAUAUCUACAGUAAAAAAGCUACAAUGAUCGAAGCAGUAGCUCAUGAUAUGUACAAUUGAAGUUGAUGUCCACUGCUGUCAACUCAUGACUGUCAAGCUCCUAUUCAUAACUUGUGCGUUUACUUUUGCUGCCUUGUGGUAAAAAUUCAUCUGCUGUAUAACGAGCAGUAAGAUAAUAAAGCUGGUCUUUACGAAA
Messenger RNA from Ornithodoros turicata, 5900 nucleotides. Its product is annotated as follistatin-related protein 5-like. Gene Ontology annotation, biological process: cell differentiation; regulation of BMP signaling pathway; multicellular organism development. The transcript is spliced from 15 exons. NCBI's taxonomy places the organism in Eukaryota, Metazoa, Arthropoda, Arachnida, Ixodida, Argasidae. Gene Ontology annotation, molecular function: calcium ion binding; protein binding. The coding region runs from base 149 to 2809 and encodes 886 amino acids. The record is from RefSeq and is a predicted model, not a curated record.